Trichogramma pretiosum is the source of this 4841-nucleotide messenger RNA. Its product is annotated as F-BAR domain only protein 2. The coding region runs from base 709 to 3948 and encodes 1079 amino acids. The transcript has 10 exons. The record is from RefSeq and is a predicted model, not a curated record. Gene Ontology annotation, biological process: clathrin coat assembly; clathrin-dependent endocytosis. Lineage: Eukaryota; Metazoa; Arthropoda; Insecta; Hymenoptera; Trichogrammatidae. Gene Ontology annotation, cellular component: clathrin-coated pit; plasma membrane; cytoplasm.
UGCUCCGAAGUUUGCGGUUCAGUUCGGAGCGCCAUAGCCGCGAUACAUAGUAGGCUGGCUGGCACUUGGCUGGCAGGCAGGCAGCGAGUAUUAAAGAGCGCGCGCGAUGAUUAUGUUGUGCCGUGCCCGUGCCCCGUAGUUAAAGUAGCACUCGGCAGCAGCCUGUCCAUGUCCGUCUGGAAAUAAAUUCGCUCGCGACUGUCAACCGUUGAAAGACUCUCGGGACUGUGUGUGUGUGUGUGCAUGUGCAAAAAAGUGUGCGAGUGCGUGCGUGCGUGUGACUGUGCAUGUGCGCCCCUCGUGAGCGAGCUCGACUCGACUCGGCUCUUGCAUCGACGAGCAGCGAGACAUAUUUUUAUACACAAAACACUGCACUGUGCACACUGUAGUAUCGGAUCGCUCGGAGCGCAUAUAGUAUAUACAGGGGCACGGCCGUGUGCGUGCGUGCGUGCGUGCAUAGCAGCGCAUCCCAUGAAUGCCUCUGUUAUACACACACAUACUCGCGGAGAGUCAUGAUUUGACCUUGUAGCAGUCGUCGUACUACUGCUACUACUACAACUAUUACUCCUCUGCCGCCGCGGCUGCUGGCUAUACCGCUGCUCUGCCUACUCCCAUCGUCGUAGCAAUUUUUGCUGGCUGCUGCUGCGUCCUAUAGGCGUGUUGUGUUGUUGGUUCCGCACACGCUCGACACAAACAACAACUGCCAUCAUGACCGUGGACUUUGCCGAUUAUUUUUGGGGUGAGAAGAACAAUGGCUUCGACGUGCUCUAUCACAACAUGAAGCAUGGCGUGGUGGCCAGCAAGGAGCUGGCAGACUUUCUUCGUGAAAGGUCUGUCAUGGAGGAAAACAAUUACAAAUUGCUCAGCAAGGUGGCCAAACAAGCCAGCAACAGUAACAGUACACAAGGCACCUUUUCACCCAUCUGGACGGCACUGAGGACAGCUGCUGAAAAGCUUGCCGGUCUUCACUUGCAGUUGGCCCAGAAAGUUUCUGAAAUUAUAAAAGACGUUGCCAAGUAUUCCGACGAGCUCCACAAAAAGCAUAAAAAUGUGAAAGAAGAGGAAUCCUCGACAUUAGAUGUAGUUCAAAAUAUACAAAGUAUUACUAUCACACUGCAAAAAGCUAAAGAUACUUGUAUGCAAAGAGGCCUUGAAUUAGAAAAACUCAAAAAAGAUAAUGCCAGUCAAAAGGAAUUGGAGAAAGCAGAUAUCAAAUUUAGAAAAGCACAAGAUGACUAUAAAACAUUGGUAGAUAAGUAUACCACUGUUCGCAAUGAUUUUGAAGCUAAAAUGACACAAGCUUGCAGGAGGUUUCAAGAUGUUGAAGAAUCACACUUAAGAAUAAUGAAGGAAUUUUUGAACACUUAUGCUGAUGUUCUUCAAUCAAACCACGAGCAGAUUGGACAAGUUCACAUUGACUUCAAAAGACAAUGCUUAGACAUGACAGUAGAAAAAUUAUUAGAGCAGUUUGUUCAAAGUAAAUAUACAGGAUUUGAGAAGCCAGGUAAUGGUAUAAUCGAAUAUGAUCAAGUUUUGACGAGUAUAGCUGAAAUAACAUCGCAAAGCAGCAUAGACAAAAGCAACGAAACCCAGAACAAAGAAGCAACAAAAGGAGCCAACGGAGAGACCGGCGUAGCGGGUAACUUAGAGGCACUAAAAAAAACUCAAGGGGUUAAAAGGGAGGGUUAUUUAACAAGAAGGGGCAGGUUCAGGCUUGAUAAGGAUAAGGAUGAACAGAACGAAAGGGAGAGCGAAGGUGUAGAAUCUUUGCAGCAGAGCAAAACCUCUCGACGUACCACUUCGCUGCUCAACCUUUUCAUGUCCAACUCCCAGGAGAGGCAAAGACAGCAAGCCGGCUCUGGUUCAGCUCCUGUCACUCCUCAGGACAGUAUGUCUCCUGGCGUGCCUACGGCAAGCAUCUCGAGGAACCCCCUGAGAGGAUCUAAGUGGUUCCUGAGAAGCAGGCGCGAGAAGCGCAAGGAGAAAAAAGCCAAAAAGAAAAAGGACUCGGUCGAGACAUCCGGAAGCAAGGACGAGGCGAAAUCCGAUACCGAGGACAAAGAGCAGGAAUCGUCGCUGAAGAGCGCCGGUACGCCCACGCUCGAGGUCGACGAGGAGGGCUACUGCAUCAAGCCCAAAGCCCCCGACGGCACCUGGGACAGCCAGGAGAAGAGCAACUUCUACUCGAGCUCGGACUCGGACUCGGAGGACGAGCGCGAGCGCAAGAUUCGAGUCGAAAUCAAACCGCUGAGGAACGGCGCUGGGCCCAUGAGCGCGAGCGUCGACGAGCUCAGGGCCACCGUGGAGAAUCUUUCGCUUUCGCCGGCGCCAGGUCUGAUCGGUGGUAGCGGUCAAGGAGGGCUUUCGUCCUUGAGGGGUGGCACGCGCUCGGCUCGAUCGACACCGGCGCCGACGCUGAUGCCACCGCCUCCGUCGUCGUCGCUGCAGUCUACCCGCAGAGGCUCGCAAGCCACAAGUACCGGUUUCGAUCCGGACGGACUGAUGAAACGAUCGCAGUCCGUAUCGCAGCAGCUCAGCAACAACAACAGCGGCAGCAACAGUAAAACGGCCAACAGCGAGCUGCUGCUCAACAGUAUAUUCUCACCGAGCCAGACGCAGCAAUCGAGCGCCUCGACGCCGCUGCAGAGUCCGCCGACGGUGUUGCCGAUGCGCGCCCAGAGCACGCCGAUAGCGGCGAUGAUGCCGCCGCCGCCACAGUCCGCGCCCGCGCGCACCGCCAGCUUCUUCCCCGAGGGCGAUCUGUUCUCCGAGAUGAGCGACGCUCCCGGGCCGGCGCUGCCGCCGAAGCAGCAGCAUCAGCAGAGCUCCAUAGCCAUACCGAGGCCGCCGUCGCGCCGCGGCGACCCGGGCAGCAACGCCAGCGUCAUGAGCAACAACACCCUCGGGCCCUCGGCCAGUCGUGGCCGCAUGUCGCCCGCGACGAUCAGCCGCGCGGACAGCGUGGCCAGCCUCGAGUUCCGGUCCGCCGGGGUCGCCGUGGGAACGUCUCGCGGACCCUCGCCGCUUACCAUCGGCAUGUCCGACACGAUACCUCUUGCCGUGGCUUUUCACGAGAUCGUGCACGCCUACUUUCGCGGCAGCGACGAGUCGCGUUGCCAGGUCAAGCUCGUGGGCGACAUGAUGCUCUCGUUCCCGGCGGGCAUCGUCGCCGUGCUCACGAGCAAUCCCAGCCCGGCCAAGCUGUCGUUUCGGUUGCGCAACAGCGGCCGCCUCGAGCGCCUGGUGCCCAACAGUCAGCUGGUCAACACCGUCGAGAGCCCCUCGGCGGCGGGCUCUCCCUUCUCGCCCACUUCGUCGUCGCAGCAGCAGUCUUCGACCCCGGACUCGUUCGAGUUCAACAUGAGUGCCUUAACUGCGCUGCUGCGACGACAAGCCGAGCAGAAUCCUCAAGCCGCCUAUUUCAACGUCGACAUUCUCAAGUACCAGGUGAAGGCCCGCGACGGAGCUGCCUCCUGUCCCUUUCAGCUCGUAGCCUACUGGAAGACUGGUCCCACGCACACCGAUCUCAAGGUGGAUUACAAGUACAAUAGUCGGGCGAUGGCCGCGCCGAAUCCACUACUGAACCUCCAGUUAUCGGUUCCCAUUGACGGUGGCUUCCGAUCUGUUCAGAGUCAGCCGAAUGCCCAGUGGCUGCCAGAGUCCAAUCGACUAAUUUGGAAGUUUACCGAGCUCUCGCAACUCAGCGACGGUACUGGCGUCGGCUCGCUCAAAGCGCGCGUCGAACUGUCCAAUGGUCCUGGAAAUCAAGGUACCAUCUUCACGCAGUUCAAUUGCGAGGGCACCACGCUCUCGGGCGUCGAAUUUGAACUUGCUGGGCCCGGUUACAGAGUGAGCCUUAUCAAAAAACGAUUUAUAUCAGGUAAAUAUCUUUGUGACGGUGACGUCGAUCUGCGAACCCGAUACGCCGCACCACCGAAUAUCGAAUAAUGAUUUUGUACUCAUGACUCUUGUGACAAUUUGUAAAAAGAUUCUGGUCGCAGAUUCGAUGUUGAAACGGAUGUUUAAUUUAAGUAGUCCGUUAAAAUAAGACAUUUCCCCAAGAAUUCCAUAGUGAUUUAUGUGUCGUUGUCGUUUUGAACUUUUCACCGAUGUAAGAUUAGCCUCUAUGAAAUUUCAGAAUGUAGAUAUUUAUGUAUGUAUAAAAGUAACAGCCGCGUAUGUUCGCAUUUUUUUUUGCGACUGAAUUAAUCGGAGGCUAUACGAUUGUAGGACCUUAACUUGUUUGUAAAAAUGUAUAUUGUGCAAAGGAAUAAAUUUUUAUACAACCUCCGAGUGAAAAUAUACUUCCAUACAAUUUAUUUGUUUACACGAUCGAUAAAUUUGUUCAUUGUGACUGAAUGAAUUGUAUUAAUUAUUGAAUACAUUAACUCAAGUGCCUGUCAACGUGUAUUGUAAAAUUAAUGUUAACUAUAUGUGUCACAAAUUCAUCACGGCUACCUCCAACCGUUGACACUUGUGUGGACUAAAUGCCGAUGAAUCAUAACACUUGCAUUGAUUAAUUUUGUGUAAGUUUUCAAGUUCUUGUAGUUUUAAGUUUUACGAUUUUCAAUUAUGUCCAAGAUUAUCGCUGAAGUUUAGGAUAAUGAGUUUUUUAAGUUUCGCAGAUUAUUAAGAUUGUUGCUUUAUUGCUUGAAAAGCAGUAAAAAUAUUUUAAUUUACCAUCUUAUUUAAGUUAUUUAUAGAACCAAAGAGUUUUCAAGCUCAAAGAUUUAAUUUAUAUAUUAAAAGCAUUCUCUCACACAAACAUUACGUAUAAAAAAAUAUAUAAAUAUAUAUUAUUGUUAUAAAGGUAAUAAAUAUAAAUCAUCGAAAAUUUAAAA